Vicia faba (fava bean) is the source of this 2037-nucleotide messenger RNA. Lineage: Eukaryota; Viridiplantae; Streptophyta; Magnoliopsida; Fabales; Fabaceae. The record is from the annotation of a GenBank genome assembly.
AUGGGUGGACCCGUCGGAAAUCCUGAAAGCAUGUCUAAAGCAUGGAGAAGUCUUAGUUAUAGUCUGAAAACAACUCUUGGUAGCAUGGUUUUGCCACUUGGUUCUUUGACUAUUGGAUUAGCUCGGCAUCGUGCAUUGUUAUUUAAGGUUCUAGCUGAUAGAUUGACAAUUCCAUCGCGGUUGGUGAAAGGACAACAAUAUACAGGUUCUGAUGACGUGGCAAUAAACUUUGUCAAGAUUGAUGGAAGGGAGUAUAUUGUUGAUCUAAUGGCAGAUCCUGGAACUCUUAUUCCAUCUGAUGCUAUUGGAUCACAUAUUGUGUAUGAUGAAUCCGUUUUUGAAGCAAGCCCUUCAUCAAGAGAGGUUGAUUCUUCUCGCGUAGCAUCAUCAAGCAGUGGAGUUGGAAGUUCGUCGGAAGAAGCUUCAGAUGUUGGAAUGUCAGGCAGGGGAAACAGAUCAAAACAUCACCAUGUUAAGAAGGUCAAUUCAUAUGUGCACUUGAGAUCAUCUUCAUGGAGUGAAGGGAUCAGUUCCUCUGUCGUAAACCGAAUGAAAGCCAAAAAUGUUUCGCAAUUUAUGAUCGAAACUACCAAGGAAAAUCCUCACUUAGCUAAAAAACUUCAUGAUGUUUUACUCGAAAGUGGUAUUGUUCCUCCUCCAAAUUUAUUUUCGAACAUUUAUCACGAAGACACUCUUUUCUCAAACGAAGUAAAAAAUGAACACAAACAAGGAAGUGAACAUCAGGAAGUGGAAUUCAACGAUAGUCUCAGUCCUGCUAGAUUUAAGCCCGUAGAAGGUUUAGGAGCCAAUCUUCCUCUUCAUACAAGAGAAGGUGUUGGAAACAUUUUACCGACUCAGGUAAAACAUGGGAAAAAGGUGCCAUCUGCUGCAGCGGCAGCCGCAGCGGCUGCAGUUGUUGCAUCUUCUAUGGUAGUAGCCGUGGCAAGGUCAAACACUGACUCCAACAUCGAGCUUUCAGUCUCGGCAGCUGCUACUGCUGCAGCUGUAGUAGCAGCUACUGCUGCAGUUAGCAAGUAUGAGCCGAGCAGUCGAAGCGACGCGGAUACCGAAGGUUCUGGAACGAAUUUGGGAAGAUCCGGAAGCUCAGUUGUAAGUAAUGACAGUAUAAAAUCUGAUUUUUCUUUAGACGAAGUUGCUGAGUAUGAAAUUCCGUGGGAGGAAAUCACACUCGGUGAACGUAUUGGACUUGGAUCUUACGGGGAGGUGUAUCGCGGUGAAUGGCGAGGAACCGAAGUUGCUGUAAAGAGGUUUCUAAAUCAAGAUAUAUCCGGUGAAACACUUGAAGAAUUCAUCAGUGAGGUCAGAAUAAUGAAAAGAUUGAGGCAUCCAAAUGUGGUUCUCUUCAUGGGAGCUGUAAUUCGACCUCCAAAUCUUUCAAUCGUUACUGAAUUUCUACCAAGAGGAAGUUUGUAUAGAUUAAUUCACCGGCCAAACAAUCAAUUAGAUGAACGGAGACGUUUGAGAAUGGCGCUUGAUACUGCUCGAGGAAUGAACUAUUUGCACAACUGUAGUCCAGUGAUAGUACAUCGCGAUUUGAAGUCUCCGAAUCUUCUUGUUGAUAAAAAUUGGGUUGUAAAGGUGUGUGAUUUUGGCUUAUCACGUAUGAAGCAUAGCACAUUCCUUUCUUCCAGAUCAACUGCAGGCACAGCCGAGUGGAUGGCUCCCGAGAUGUUGAGAAAUGAACCGUCAAAUGAAAAGUGUGAUGUCUAUAGCUUUGGGGUCAUAUUAUGGGAACUAUCUACUUUGCAGCAGCCUUGGAGAGGAAUGAAUUCCAUGCAAGUUGUUGGUGCCGUGGGUUUCCAAUAUCGCCGUCUUGACAUUCCCGACGACAUGGAUCCUGCCAUCGCAGAUAUUAUCAGAAAAUGCUGGCAGACAGAUUCAAAAGCAAGACCUACAUUUGCUGAGAUAUUGGCAGCUCUAAAGCCAUUACAGAAGCCAAUUACGGGUUCUCAAGUGCCUCGACCGACUGCGUCCGGUAGGCACAGGAAGGAUCAAUCAUCUGCUUCCGAAAGAUAG